Pocillopora damicornis (cauliflower coral) is the source of this 867-nucleotide messenger RNA. Its product is annotated as testis-expressed protein 47. Gene Ontology annotation, molecular function: blue light photoreceptor activity; FAD binding. The record is from RefSeq and is a predicted model, not a curated record. NCBI's taxonomy places the organism in Eukaryota, Metazoa, Cnidaria, Anthozoa, Scleractinia, Pocilloporidae.
UGUUUACAUGGUCCCUAUGGAAACAGGAUGAAAAAAGUGAAAUAAAGAUGGCGGCAAGUCCUGGAGGUGACGAAGAUUCGGUGUUCGAUGCAGGAAGGCUAUCUUUAUUUGAUCUCAUUCUAGAGCGAACAAGGGCUCAAAACAAGAAACAACUUGUUCACCGACUAGUUUAUGUGUCUAAAAUCCGCCAGGAUGUUAGUGACAGGAAAGAAAUUGGAGCUCACUAUGAAAGAGUUUUUAAGGAACUUCAAACACAAGUGCAUGGAGAGGCAGUGACAGGACUGCUUUUGAUAUAUCCUGUUCAUAUCAUUCAUGUUGUAGAGACUUCCUAUAACAUGCUCCUGAAGGUUAUCAAAGAGUUAGAGGAGGAUGAACAAAGUGCCAGUGGUAUGCUGUUGAAUACAAAACUACUUGUGUGUACUGGUGAUCUCAACAAUCGUCUCUUUGGACAAUGGAGUUUUAGAACUCUCAAUCUUGCUGUGUCAAGGAUGCAGGAAUUCACCACUAAUGAACCUAUCGACAUUGUGGUCACAGAGGCAUUAACACUUAUCAUUAAGCUAGCAGAAUAUUUGGCUAAACUACCAAAGAUCAGCUUAACUAAUACCAUGGACCAGUUACCUGAAAAAGUACCAGACCUGUUAGUAAGACAAGAUCUGAUUGAGUACACUUUGGGCUCACAAGACCUCAACACACCUUCACAGUACCUGAAAAGAUAUACAACACCAGUUGACAUCACAUUGGAGAGUGAACUGGCCUGGCCCAUGCAGACUAGAUUGUUCCCUCUAAGUUAGAAAUACACAUAAAGCAUUUAUUUGUCAAUGCACCAUUGUAAAUUGUCAUAUGUAAAUAAAUCUUGAUGCUUGAUAA